Messenger RNA from Rotaria sordida, 744 nucleotides. The record is from the annotation of a GenBank genome assembly. NCBI's taxonomy places the organism in Eukaryota, Metazoa, Rotifera, Eurotatoria, Philodinida, Philodinidae.
AUUAAAUAAUUAUUAAUGUCAACUGAUGAGAAUUCUUCUUCUUCUGAUAAUAAUAAAUCACAUCAUUUUGCACGUAAUCGUUGGUAUCAAGUACUUGAUCUUGCUGAACAACUUCGACAUAAAACUGAAAUUCAAAAAAAUGAACACUUAUUACAAUAUGCAUUUGAUAUUCCACCAUCAAAUGAUCGACAAACAUCUUUAAAUCAUCCUGAUAAUGUUAAAUCAUUUGAAAAUGCACUUUUAUUUGCUAAAACAGGAAAUUUUAAUUUAGAUAAUUUAAGUGAAAAUUUUCUUGAUUUAAAACGUACAUUUAAUCAUAUGAUUAAACUUAAUAAAAAUGAUUUAACACAGAUAACAUUAUCAACAUCAAUUACAAAAACAGCAUUAUUAAUGAUUUUACGUUCAAUUGAAUCAAUUGUUGAAGUUAUGACUAAUCAUACAAGAAAAUUCCCAACAUUAAAUUCUCUUAUAUCGUAUAUACGUUCACGUCAAAAUGAAUUACCUAUACAAGGGAAAUUACUUGUAGAAUGGUAUAAGGUUGCACAAUUUCUUGAUUUAUUGACUAAUGAUCCUGAUUGGCUUGUACAACCACAAAAAGCAUAUUGGGCUAUUAAUAUUUGUAAUGAAACAUUAACAUGGGCACGAGGAGUUUUUAAUAAAAAUUAUCGGACUAAAUUAUCUCAACGACCUAUUUUUGAUCGAGAAGAUAGUAUUGUUAUACCACAGUCAGAAGAUAAAGAAUAA